Molecule: messenger RNA, 235 nt
Organism: Dentiscutata heterogama
Lineage: Eukaryota; Fungi; Glomeromycota; Glomeromycetes; Diversisporales; Gigasporaceae
Source: the annotation of a GenBank genome assembly
CGUUAAUGGUGGGAUUUUUAAUUUAUCCGAAGAAAAUACGUCAAAAAGGAAAGAGGACGAUGUCAUGAAAAGGAUGAACGGAUCAAGCAAAACUAUCCUAAAAAAACGAACAAGAAUUAAUGACUAUUUUCUUGUGCGUGACGUCGUUUCUCAACCUUCAAAUGAUUCAUCUGAUGUUCUACCACCUGCCGUACCGACAGUAAUGCAGAAAAGGUCAGAAGUACUUGUUCUACAA